AUGCUUGUGACAGCCCGCUCCUCUCCAACAAUGCCAAAUCGCUUUUGGCGUCCAAAUCAUGCGAUCAGCGAUGCCGCCUGCAAACUGAAGAAUGGCCUCUUUCACGAUCAAUUUCCUGAAAGUCAAUGUGUGAACCAUGAACAUCUACUCAUAAAUUUCCGUGUGGGGUGUUUUGAGGACAGCAAAAAAGAUCGAGCACUUACCGGGUUUGCAUAUGAUUUCAAAUCGGAUAAUUCUAUGGAAAAAUGCCGAUCACAUUGUUAUCGAGCGGGUUUCAUAUAUUACGGCUUGGAAUUCGGACGCGAAUGUUUCUGUGGGGAUACAUUGUCGAAACCGACUUUGGAUGAUUCCAAAUGUACAGAAUAUCGUUGUUCGGGGAACUCCUCCCAGUUCUGUGGUGGCUUCAAUGCUGUAGAAGUGUUUCGCACCGGACUGAAAGAACCACAUCUCAUGCCUAAAGCCAAGUAUAUGGAGACGAAUGAGGUUGAUGAAAAAUCAAGAAGACCUCGAAUACUCUUUCUUCUACAACUCAAUGGAAGGAAUGAACGUCAGGUGAAACGCCUAUUGAAGGUUUUGUAUUCGCCAUAUCAUUAUUACUACAUCCAUGUUGACCAGCGUCAGUUGUACAUGCUUACAGGUAUGCGAAUUUCAUUCGCAUACUGUAGGACGUGUGGAACGUUCCCUGUAAAACAACUUCUUUCUAGAGAUCAGGAUAAAUCUCCCAACUUCAUGACAAAUUUGCAUUCAUAUGUCAAACAAAAAUUUUAUCAUCUCAAAAUCAUACUUGCAGAUGCAAUACGACGCUCAAUCUCUAUGCCCACAUUGUCGGACUGGGACUAUCUUAUCAAUCUGUCUGAAAGCGACUUUCCAGUUCUAACACUGAACGAACUUGAAACGCAGCUUAGGCUAAAUCCUGGAAAGUCUUAUAUGAGCAGCCAUGGAUACAAUACAGCAAGAUUUAUACAGAAGCAAGGUUUUGAUUUUGUGUUUAUUGAAUGUGAAAACAGGAUGUGGAGGAUAGGAAAGAGAGAUGAAUUCCCUAGAAAUCUUCGCAUUGACGGUGGAUCUGAUUGGAUAAUUCUACAUAGAGAUUUCGCCGAAUAUUCAAUAUCAGACGAUGAGUUGCCGAAAAAAAUGCGUACGCUUUUCGGUAGCAUCAUUCUUCCGGUGGAGAGCUUUUUCCAUACAAAGCAAGGUUUUGAUUUUGUGUUUAUUGAAUGUGAAAAUAGGAUGUGGAGGAUAGGAAAGAGGGAUGAAUUCCCCAGAAAUCUUCGCAUCGACGGUGGAUCUGAUUGGAUAAUUCUACAUAGAGAUUUUGCCGAAUAUUCAAUAUCAGACGAUGAGUUGCCGAAAAAAAUGCGUACGCUUUUUGGAAGUAUAAUUCUUCCGGUGGAGAGCUUUUUCCAUACACUUGCCUAUAAUUCUCGCUUUUGCCAUAGUAUUUUGGGCAGUAACUUGAGAUUAACUAACUGGAAUAGGAAACAAGGUUGUCGCUGCGAAAGUCUCAAGAAGGUCGUCGACUGGUGUGGUUGCUCACCUUUGGUUUUCAAGAUGGAACACACGCAUAAAUUCGCCAUCAAAAACGCGCAAGCGAAACCGUUCUACAUUGCACGAAAGUUCGAGAGUCUUAUAGAUAUCGAUGCUAUCGCAAUGGCCGAAGAACAGGCGUUGAGAGAUAGGUGA
Molecule: messenger RNA, 1683 nt
Organism: Strongylus vulgaris
Lineage: Eukaryota; Metazoa; Nematoda; Chromadorea; Rhabditida; Strongylidae
Source: the annotation of a GenBank genome assembly